This is a messenger RNA of Cryptococcus wingfieldii CBS 7118, 378 nucleotides long. RefSeq lists its product as hypothetical. The transcript has 2 exons. Gene Ontology annotation, biological process: glucan catabolic process. Gene Ontology annotation, molecular function: beta-glucosidase activity. Lineage: Eukaryota; Fungi; Basidiomycota; Tremellomycetes; Tremellales; Cryptococcaceae. The coding region runs from base 1 to 378 and encodes 125 amino acids. The record is from RefSeq and is a predicted model, not a curated record.
AUGAAGGAAGUCAGAGCGGACCGGUGGAAAGUCGAGGUAGAGGUUGAUGUGAAGAAUGAAGGCGAGCGAGAGGGGAAGCAUACGGUACUAUUCUUUUUGACGCCGCCAGAGGAGACGGAGACGGUGUUGAAGCACCCAGAGUGGACUUUGCAAGGGUUUGAAAAGGUCGAGCUGGAGGCGGGGGAGACGAAGACGGUCAAAGUGGUGUUUGACAAAUGCACGUUCUUUAAUCCUCUUGACACUCUCCGGCUCUGGAACACUUGGCGCGCCGAGCUGGGCGAGUGGACAGUGAGGGUUGGGGUUGAUGCUGGAAAGAUGUGGGAAGGAGAAGAGGCAAAGUUUAAGAUUGAGGAUGAGCUCGAGUGGAGGGGGUUGUAA